AUGACAGAAAACGGAAAAGGAGAUGAAAUCAAGGAGUUGUCAGAAUCUAGGGGUCAGUUCCACAUCAGUCUCACUGAGCUGCGAUCAGGGGAGAUAACCCUCAGCAAGGGAUGUAUAAAGAAAGGGCACGGUAUUGUGAGACCAAUGGAGGACAGCGUUUGUACAGUUAGAAUAGAAAAUGUAUUGUUUGAGGAAGGUGAUCACGUGAUUCGAAAUGAAGUACAAAAGAUUCACAUUGGAGAACGUGACACAGAUGUUGAUGAUGUAGUUGAUAAGUGUUUACGAAGCAUGACAGAGGGCGAAAUCAGUACAUUUGUGUCUGUGUCACAGAGUGAAGGUACAGAUCUUGAAAAUGGUGGAGGUACAAGCAAGAUGGAAGGAGCUGAUAAAAGCAAAAGUGAAUCUGGACCAUGCAAACUUGAAGCAGACCUUUCAAAAAUUGAGACUGUCCCAUCCCAACUUCAACCAGACCCAUCCAAAACUGGACCAGACCCAUCCAAAACUCGACAAAACCCAUCCAAAACUCGACCAGACCCAUCCAAAAUUGAUUUGAAGAUCGAACUUAUUUCAGUAGACAAGCCAGGUUUUCAAACAUGGCAGCUCAGCCCAGAAGAAAAACUGACCAAAGUACUUAGCCUGAAGGAGAGAGGAAACAGCCUGUACAGAUCUGGCGAUAUCUGUUUAGCCUUCAGCCGAUACAGAAAAGCAAUAAAGGUGUUGAUAUCUAUGUUGCCAGAGAGCAGUAUUCCUGAGGACAGUUUGAUAGAUUUCACACAAGCGCGUUGCCAUUGCUACUUGAACUUGGCGGCUUGUCAAGUGAAGUCUAAAAAGUGGCAGUAUGUUGUGGAAAAUUGUACUAAAGUUUUAAAGAUUCAGCCGAACAAUGUGAAAGCUUUGUAUCGUAGAGGAUACGCAUACCAGCAAACAGAAGACUUUAAUUCAGCGAAAUUAGAUCUUCAGCGGUGUCUGAAACAGGAGCCUAAAAACAAAUCUGUGCUGAUUGCGCUACAAGAAAUCGCAUUGAAAGCGAAUGAAAAAUCAGACAGUUCGCUUGAUGCACAUGUGAACGAAAAUUAAAACAAAAGUGUGAAUUUAUUUCGCACUGGUCUCGGGACCCAGUGUAAUUAGGCCAAAUAGCAGUUUUUGAGUAUGACACAUACAGAUCUGAGUUAUCGCAUCAUGGUAAAAACCAUGCCUUGAUCCUGUGUUUUAAGGCAUUGUUUCCCUCGCCACUCAUUCAUAAUUCUAUAUAUUUUAUAUGAUUUACAUGGGAAGUUUUUUGACACCUGAAACUUGAUAUGGACUGGAGAAUAAUUUAAGGACAAAAUUUACGGGACAAAAAAAAUAACUGAUCUCAAUCCUGGGCUAGUUCUUUGCUAAAGUCUGCAGUGUUGUGGCAUAGACAUAAAUGGCUGUCGCCUGUACAACACCUACGCAUGUGCACUUAAAACAGCUAACAAAUGUGUAAUCUGCAGUGAGGAGUGAUAUCCGACUAGAAAAUGUAAAUGACCUUUAUUUGCCUCGUCUUUUUGGGGUGAAUUUGUUAGGGCAAAUAUAGUAACUCCUGUUUCCUGCUAGUUCUGGGAUUAUCUGCAUUUCUGAAAGCUAAGCUGAGAAGAAUGAAGCAGAUCUACUGUAAUUUUUUAACUUUUUGCAUGUUUGCAAGGUGUUUAUUUAAGCAUAUUCUGAAGGCAUUUUUUGUGUUGACUAAUACAAUUAUACUUUUUUUGAGGUCCAGAAACUGGUCAAUCUAACAAAUGUAGUUUUGUCUUAACAAUCAAAGUGAUAAUGUGCAUAAAUUACACUGAAAGUUCCUCUUUCAUGUGCAAAAAGGUUGAGGAAAUAGGUAAGAUCUAGUUUCCCGCACACUUACAUGUUAGGAGGUUGAAAAGAUGGGACGUACAUGAACAUGUAGGUUGUAAGAUGAGAAUGCUUGUCCCCCCCACCACCCCACCCCCACCAGAGUGUCAUUGUCCAGCAGUACAUGUACCUCAGUGUGAAGACAACUGUAACAGUGUGUUUAUUGCUGCAGCAGUGAAUGUGAUAUGUACCCAUGGUUAUCAUGCAGCUGAAAUAUACAGUGAUGAAAAGUUGUAAUAUUCACGGCUUUGUGUAUUGCUAUGUGUU
Liolophura sinensis is the source of this 2127-nucleotide messenger RNA. RefSeq names its product peptidyl-prolyl cis-trans isomerase FKBP4-like. Lineage: Eukaryota; Metazoa; Mollusca; Polyplacophora; Chitonida; Chitonidae. The record is from RefSeq and is a predicted model, not a curated record. The transcript has a single exon. Bases 1 to 1077 code for a protein of 358 amino acids. Gene Ontology annotation, molecular function: protein binding.